AUGGAACGGAUAUUUCAGUGGGUAUCGGGUAUACCACCUGUUACUAGGUAUUGGUCUAUAGCAAUACUUUCAGCGUCAAUAUUGACUACGUUACGAAUUGUCCUUGCUGUACAAUUAGUAUUUAUUGUUGACAAAGCUUUUAAUUCUCAACCGUGGCGACUAAUCACCUCGUUUUGUUAUUUUGAUGAUCUACUGAUUGAAUUGAUAUUAAAUGUAUGGUUUAUAAUACGUUCUUCUCGAUAUUUAGAAGAAGGGUUUAGCACAAAACUUGCAUUAUUUCCUACUAAUACCAUAAAUAAUCUCAACACUGAACAAAGAAGUUUCUUGAAGAGAAUUAUUGAUAAGAACAAGUCGAUUGAUUAUCUAUACUUUGUUUUGUUGAUAUGCGGUUCUAUUGUUGCCGCUGUUACAUAUGGCUCUAACAAAUUCGAUUUUAAGAUCCACAGAUUGGGUUCACUCUUAGACGAUAUAUUAUUGUAUAUUUGGUGUCGGAGCAACCCUAACUUAGAAGUUAACAUGUUUGGAUUCUUCACUAUACAAACGGCAUAUUUGCCUUGGUGUUAUACAAUUCUAAACUGGGUCUUACUGAAAGAUUUUUUAACCGAUUUCUUGGCCCUAAUGUCCGGAAAUAUAAGACUUAUAGCCUCUGUAUUCACCAAGCCUUUUGUAUGGAGAGUGGUAAUUUGCUACUCUUUGGGUCAUUUCUGGUGGUUUUCUAGGGACUUUUUGUUAUCUCAAUUUUAUUAUGAUCUCAACGACGAGAGAAGGCAAAUCAGGUCUGAGACGCCAAAAAGAAUUGAACAAGAGUCUAAAAUUUCUACCUAUCAUAAUAUUUCGAGACGCAUACUCACAUUAGUUUUAUUGCCUCCUUGGUAUUGGGUAAUUUUGAAAAAUAUCCGGGACAGGCAUUAG
Molecule: messenger RNA, 912 nt
Organism: Debaryomyces fabryi
Lineage: Eukaryota; Fungi; Ascomycota; Pichiomycetes; Serinales; Debaryomycetaceae
Exons: 1
Coding region: 1-912 (303 amino acids)
Biological process (GO): endoplasmic reticulum unfolded protein response
Cellular component (GO): endoplasmic reticulum membrane; Hrd1p ubiquitin ligase ERAD-L complex
Molecular function (GO): misfolded protein binding; ubiquitin-specific protease binding
Source: RefSeq, a predicted model, not a curated record